AUGGUGAAAGAAGCCAAAUCUACGCGAAAUCGGGUUAAAACGGGGUGUCUUAAAUGUAGAGAGAUUCAUAAGAAAUGUGAUGAACUCAAGCCAAAAUGUCUGAGAUGUGUUAAACGAAAUAACAACUGCAUUUGGCCCUCUUUGAGUGGCAGGUUUGUGAACAAGGUGGUAUCGAACGGAACAAAUAACUCAACAAAAGAAGAGUCUCUUAAAGUUUAUUCAAAACGUCUUCAAGAAACACUCAACAAUAAUGAGACCCAACGGACCCCUCCUAUGAUGUCGACUACUACUCCCAAGCUUCACAACAUUAUGAAUACGGGAGAACAAGAUGGUAUGAGAUACGAACUUCUUUCUCCAUCUCGUUCGAUGUCUCACAGCAACUCUAUCAUGAAAAAUGAACCCCAGUCCUUGGUGCCGUUUGUCGAUCAAUUUUCAGCUGAUGAACCACCGAAUGAAUUGCUGGACAUAUCUACCGAUCUCAGUCCGUUUCUACAUUAUAGAAGCUUACACAGAACAUUUAGAGAUUAUAUCUUUACAAAUGUUGCAUCGUCAUCGAUGAAUUCUCCUGCCGACGUUCUGGCGGUGGACUUCACUAAUAUCUUACAAUCUCCCAUGCCUGAGUUGUUGAAAGACUCUAGCACUCAAUUGACGGGAGAACAACCAACGAACACAACCUUUAAGGAACAAAUUACAGAAAGUGAAAAGUUGGAUUUAUACAAAACUUACCUUUACGAGAUUGCACCAUGGCUUGAUAUGUUCGAUGGCUCUAGGCAGUUUGGGACCGUCAUUCCUCUGCUUGCGACUAGAAGCGACGCAUUGUUUUACACCAUUUUAACCAUUGCUUCGAGACAAAAGGAACAACGAGACAACAAGUAUUCUCCCAGUAUAACCUUGUCGUUGUAUCGUGAUUCGCUCAGAUACCUAAUUCCCACCGUUAAAGAUUGCUUGGAUACCUCGAUUAUCUGCGCUUGUGUUAUUCUCUGUGUCUUGGAGCUCAUGUCUUCAUCUCCUAAAACCUGGAGGUACCAUCUUGAAGGAUGUGCUUCUCUUUUCAAGACACACAAUAUCCAUGGUUUUUGCGAACCUCUUCAGAGAGGACUUUUCUGGUGCUAUGCUCGAAUGGAUGUCAUUUCCGCAGUUAUAGGGGAGCAACCCACUUUGAUACCUUCGGAAAAAUGGUUACCCAAUGAUUGCAGUGUAUCCGACCUGAAAUCGCUAUUCACCUCUUUUGGAAACCAGGAGGAUAUGUAUGCAAAUUACAUGGUUUUUUUAUGUGCUCGAGUUCUCAACUUGAUAGCAAAUGAUAGAGAAGACUAUGCAAUUGAAUGGAAACAAGUAUGGGACGAAGUUAGUGAAUGGCACAAGAAUCGGCCUUUUCAACUAAUGCCUAUAAUGGAAACCGAACAAACUCCUUUUCCCGGUAUACUCUAUAUGAAUGGACCGGCAAUUUCUUCGAAUCAACUUUACCAUAUGACUGUGAUUCUUUUGACCCAAAACAAGCCCCGGGCUCACAAAAUCGUAUUUCUGGAGCAUGUACGGUCUCCAGUUUGGCAUGCUAAAAGAAUAUGUGCUAUUAGUCUUCACAACGAGCACCAUGGUUCCUGGAACAAUGCGUUGCAGCCUCUUUGGAUUGCGGGUCAAUUGCUUAGUAGUAAAGAGGAACAUGAAAUUGUGCUAAACUUGUUACAUAAAAUCGAGUCCACCACUGGCUGGCAGCUGGGGUUUCGAGCGAGAGAUUUGGAGGCUUAUUGGAACGGAGAUAAUUCUCCAUCUACAUGA
This is a messenger RNA of Meyerozyma guilliermondii ATCC 6260, 1779 nucleotides long. RefSeq names its product Zn(II)2Cys6 transcription factor. Gene Ontology annotation, molecular function: transcription cis-regulatory region binding; DNA-binding transcription factor activity, RNA polymerase II-specific; zinc ion binding. The transcript has a single exon. Gene Ontology annotation, cellular component: nucleus. The record is from RefSeq and is a predicted model, not a curated record. Gene Ontology annotation, biological process: positive regulation of transcription by RNA polymerase II. Bases 1 to 1779 code for a protein of 592 amino acids. NCBI's taxonomy places the organism in Eukaryota, Fungi, Ascomycota, Pichiomycetes, Serinales, Debaryomycetaceae.